AUGGCCGCCACCGCAGCACCAGCAACACUCCCUCCCUACAGCCAGGUGAAGAUCGUGGGCUCCCGCACGAUCGAGUUCUCCGACGGCUUCUACUACAAUUUUGAGAACGCGCAACUCCUCUCCCAAGCGCAGAACGUCGACCAGAUGGGCCACCUGCAGCAAAUCGGCGAGCGGGUGAUGUGGCGCCUCACCCUGAACGCCUGGAUCCGGGGCGGCGACUCUCUCUACCAGUGGGAGAGAAUGUAUGAAGGUGCCAUGGGGUGGAAGACCUACCUCGCGUGGAUCGCAGACGCAGCAGGGCUGCGUAACAACAUCAUGAAGAAGGGAGGCGUUUCUCUCAGCGUCCAGCAGCACCAGACCAUGGAAGAGCAGGGGAAUUUCGUGGAGAAGGCUGGUGGUGUGGAGGCCCUCGUCGGCGCCGUGUUUGAAGACUGUGGCAGAGACCAUGAUGUGACAAGUGAGGUGAUGCGCCGGCUGGGUAUCUACUGGCCGGAGAGUGCUGGUGACUCUGCCCAGCUCAAGGCGUUUCUCCAGCAGUUGAGGACGAUCGGGAUCAUCAGGGGAUGA
Molecule: messenger RNA, 567 nt
Organism: Zasmidium cellare ATCC 36951
Lineage: Eukaryota; Fungi; Ascomycota; Dothideomycetes; Mycosphaerellales; Mycosphaerellaceae
Exons: 2
Coding region: 1-567 (188 amino acids)
Source: RefSeq, a predicted model, not a curated record